AGCUCUGUGUUGUGUCAGUGGCGGGUGGUUGAGGAGAACUGAAGCCCUGUGCUGUCUGGCUCCGGCCCUGGAUCCUCCAGUUUGGCCAGAGCCCAGCUGCAGAGGGAGGCGGAGAGGCGCUGCCACACGGUCCGCUUCUUCUCUCCUGCCUCCGGGACAUCCAGUAGUCAUCCAAUCCGGAGAGCGAAACAUUCCAUCUCUCCUGCUGACAGUAUUAGGGACUGUGAAAGACAACAAGGCUUUCGACGAGCUGCUGGCGCUGUAGUUUUGCGGGGAAAUUUAGCGAAGGACGCUCAGUAACUUUACAAAGUCCAGGCGGAUGCCAACGAUGCGCAGACUGUGCCUCCCUCUUAGCGUUGUGUUACUGUGCGGUUUUGUCCGGCCUCAGCAGCUGCUGCUACCCGGCUCCUGCAACUUCGAGAUGGGGACCUGUGGUUACAUAUCAGACCCAAACUAUGGCAGAUGGAGCAUGAAUGAAGAAGGGCAUUUGAUAACAGUGGACUCCAUCUACUUAGAAGACCAGGAGCAGGCAAUUCUUGUCAGUCCAGUUCUGGACCAGCGGGACUGGAGCUGUGUGAGGCUGGUGUAUCAGAUCACUGGACGCGGUUCCCUGCAGCUACACUUAAGACCAGACAGUGAUAACUUUGACUACCGGCUCUGGACUGCCAACAAAUCCUCUGACAGCUGGCUCAUUGCUAGUGUGGACCUACCAAACACCACCAUCCCCUACCAGAUUUUGCUGGAAGGUCAACCUGAAAAGGGCUCUGAGAACAGCGUGGCCAUCUUUGAAAUCCACAUUGUUCCUGGUUACUGCAUAGAAUGUAAUUUUGAGGAACAUCACCUGUGUGGCUACAGUAAUAGCUGGAACCCAAAUGUCAACUGGUAUGUUGGCGGGAGUGUGGCUAGAGAGUCUAACCUGCUUGAAAAUCACACCAGCAAUAACCAGAGAGGCCACUACAUGUAUGCAGACUCUGUGUAUGCCAAACAGUUCCAAGAGGUUGCCAAGCUGACCUCACCCAUGACCACAGUGCCCAUGGAAGGCUGCCUGUCCUUCUACUAUCUCCAAGACCAGGAAAGGGGAAACAUUUUUUCAGUUUUCACUAGGGACCAGCUGGGCCACUAUGAGGAGAUCUGGAGGCCAGAGGUGUAUACUACUGCAGACUGGACUCUGGUCAGUGUUGACAUCAAGGCCCCACACCCCUUGGAGGUGGUGUUUGAGGUGGCUUUCAACAGUGCCAGAGGUGGAUAUGUGGCCAUAGAUGACAUUUCCUUUUCCCCUGUAUUCUGCCACACUGACACAGAGCCAACCUUUGACCCAACUAUAGCCAACUGUGACUUUGAGAAUGGCCUGUGUCUGUACUAUCAGGAGAGGGCAGAGAGUAAGGCGUGGAGUGUAAUUUCAGUCAAGCCUAAUGCCUAUAGGAUAGGGGACCAUACCACAGGAACCGGGUCUUUUCUCCUGGCAAACACUCGUUUCACUUCGAGACCUGGUUAUGUUGGUCGGCUUCAUGGCCCAUUUUUGUUUGGAAACCACAAAUACUGUCUCAGGUUCUACUACAUGCUUCAUGGGUUUAGGAAAGUAGACAAUGCUCUGGUUCUUUAUAUUUAUGAUGAAAAUAAUGUGGCUCAGGAAAAGGUGUGGAGUCUGACGGACAUUUCCCAUGCUGUGUGGACUGAAGUAGAGAUCACCUACAUGAAGCCCAUGUUGACCAAGAUAGUGUUUGUCAGCAUAUGUAAGAACUUCUGGGAAUGUGGCCUCAUAGCCAUUGAUGACAUCACUGUGAGUCUGGGGGACUGCCAGAUGACAGCAGCCACCCUCCCAUUCCAGUGUAACUUUGAAAGUGGAGUAUGUGGCUACAUACAGGAUAAGAAAGGAGAUCAGGCUGACUGGCUGCGAGUCCAAGGACACACCCCCACUUCCUAUACAGGACCCAGAGGAGAUCACACCACUGGAGUGGGUUAUUUUAUGUACAUUGAGGCGUCACUCAUGCGUCCAGGGGACAGAGCUCAGCUGCUAACCUCUGACCUGCGGGGCUCAUCAACUCUUCAGUGUUUGGUAUUCUUCUACCACAUGUAUGGAUCAGGCACUGGCAUACUGAGUGUGUACCUGCGCCAUGGCAGCAAAGAGAAAGACACACUGCUGUGGAGACGGCGUGGUGAGCAGAGUGUCAGCUGGAUGAGAGCGAUGGUGGAUUACCACUGUGAUGUCCAACACCAGAUUAUAUUUGAAGCCAUCCGAGGUCCAUCACUACGAAGUGAUAUUGCUAUUGAUGACAUUCUUUUUAAAAGGGGGCCGUGUGAAGAUUCCAGUGACAUCACACCAUACUCAGGAUCUUCAGAGUAUUUCAAUGAGAUUGAAAACUGAAUCUGAUGGGAAGUCUGUUGUGGUAGUUGCUCAGAGUUGACUGAAAUGGUUUUUCAAAAGUGUGGAUGCUUAAUUGGUUCAGACACAGUUUCUCCUUCUGAGACUGUCCACUGUCACAUUCCCAUUAAAUCUAUGCCAAAUCACACAGUUACAAUUCAGUGCUAUGCCUUAUCAGGAAGUUGCACAAGUUUUUUGUCACUUAAUUUUAAGAUACAAUUUAAAGCUGAUAUUUGCUUUGGUACGUGUGAUGUUAUUUCUAUACUUACAUCAAGACAUAAAUCAAGUGUUUGUCCAGUUGCUUUUGAGGAGAAAUGAUCAAGGACCCUUGCUUCAAAAUUUGACUUACUUUUUCCUUUCAUUUAUUUUACUUGCUAAAUUGUCACCAGAGGUACACUGUCUCACUCACUGCUUUGCUUCAACAUGAGGAUGGGAUAAUGCAAAAAUAUUGGGAGAAAUGUAUCCAGGUAUCACCAUGUACAUCUUCAGGAGAGCACAUGAUCACAGAAAAUCAGGGGCGUGGACUCAUGCAUAAAUUGACAUUCUCUAUAGCAACUCCACAGUUUACCAAAAAAAAAAAACACAAUCAGGCAUAACAUUAGGACCACCUGCCUAAUACUGUAUUGGUCCUCUUUAUGCUGCUAAAACUCCUCUGACCUCUGGGGAUGUCCUGUGGCACUGGGAUAGUGGCAGUGAAAUGUGUGGGUCCUGUGGGUUGCAGGGUGGGACCUACCUAGAUCAGGCUUAUCCUGGCACAUCCCAUAAAUGUUCAGUCUGCGGAGUGUGAAACCCAGGUGAAUAGAUUUGCUUUGUCGUGUUCCCUGGGCCACUCCUGAGCAGUUUUUGCGAUGUGUCCGGGUACAUUGUCCUGCUGAGGGGGGAAACUGGCAUUAAGGGCUGCUGUUGCUUUGGGGGGUGUAGGGUUGAGGGGUUGUUUGCAAUGUUUAGCUGGGUGGUACAUGUGAAACAUCCACAUGAAUGUCACAACUCAAGGUUUCCCAGCAGAACGCUGCAUUAUAACAAGAUGAAUGAUGUUAUUCACUUUACCUGUCGGUGGCCAUUAUGUUGUGACUGAUCGGUAUGCAUACUGCCAGUUUAAAAUUUGGGUACACCUUCUCAUUUAAUGUUUUUUCUUUAUUUUCAUGACUAUUUACAUUGUAGAUUCUCACUGAAGGCAACGAAAUUAUGAAUGAACACAUGGAAUUAUGUAGUAAACAAUAAAGUGUGAAAUAACUCAAAAUAUGUUUUAUAUUUUAGAUUCUUCCCAAUAGUCACCCUUUGCUUUGAUUACUGCUUUGCAUUUCAUUUAUUUAUUUAUCAGGACAGUGUACAUUGACAUUAAGCUCAAGAGCAAAGAUGUUUGUACCAGACUGUAGCUUUUCAAGCUAAUUUCCAUCUGUAGUCCUUAGGGAAAGGGACGGGGGCUAAGGUACAAAUACACAUAAAAUACAUUUGACUAUUUUCAAAUAGUCCCAUUCAUAGAGUUACAGAAUUAAAACUCAUCAUUCUUCAAAACCAUCCGCACAUCUCAGCCAUUCAUCAUCCCAAGCAAUGCCUUUAUAAUCUCAUAAACUUAAUAACCUCACUCAUCACGUACAAGGUAACAUUCACUUCUACACAUCACACACUCUUAAUGUGCACAUCUCUGGUUCUCCAUAAACCAAUCUUUCACUUGUUUGGUGAAGGUUCUAUACUCACUUAAGCUCAGUAUUUCUGUGGGGAGCUUAUUCCAUUUCUUUAUACUUACAUAAGAAAAUGCAGACUUUGCAAUUGCGGAGCGAUAACUUGGGAUACUACAUUCCCCCCUAGUAUUACUUCUAGUUACUCUUUUAGCUGUGUCUGCAAUCAAAUGGACAAAAACUUUUGAGUGGCGGUGGGGCCAAGUUGUGGACAAUCUUGAAGACGAGUUGGACAUGUGAAAGAGAAACAAUAUUAUCAAAGCUAAGCAUUCCAUAUUUAUUCAGUAUGUGACAGUGAUGAUAUCUUUUGCUUUUAUUUAUCCAAUAUUUUGAGCGCGUUCUUGUAUAUGGAUUCCAGUGGUUUUAAACUGGUUUUAUUGGCCUGUGACCAACUGGUAAUGCAGUAGGAGAGGUGAGACAUAAUCAUAGCAUUGAAGAAGCUUUUGGCUGCUUCUAUUGAAAGGGAGUUCCGUAUAUUUCUGAAGGUGGCUGAGCUAUACUUUAAAGUUUUUAUCAUGUUUUCAUGUUGCACACGCUUAACAUUCUCUUGAUGAGCUUCAUGAGGUAGUCAUUUUCUGCAAUGCGCUCUUCAGACUUUAAAAACCAUUCAGUCAACACUCCUGUAAGCAGAGUGGCCUUUUAAACCUCAUCUGUGGCUGCAGCUGCAGAUUCAAAACACUAGCACACGUCAUCUCAGAACACAUAUAUGGUAAUGUAGGUUUCUGACCAAAAUUUACAAAUUCACUGAAUGUUUUUUAUCCUUGUUCCACUGCGACAAAGGACUUGAGUCUACUGUCUAUGCACUUACAGAUUGAUCACCUUAAGGAGAAGCGUUAUCAGCGUCUCUUUGAGGUAUAGAUUCUGUGUGCUAAAAGUAUUUCACAGGGAUUAGAUUCUUGCUGACUCUGUGGCACCAUUCAGGUCCUUCAUAUGCUAUUAUGCUGCAAAUUUCUGCAAACAUGUGAGGGCUAUCCUGUUCAUUUAAGUGUCAUGCUGUACACCACUGUUGAACUGUCAUUGUACCACAGACCUCAGAGAUGUAGGCUUCAAAGGUCUGAAACCAUGCUGUGCUCUGUUUGCCGACUCAGUAUUUCUUAUUCUUCUGAACAUUCUAUUAAGCCUGUUUUGCAUAAUUUUGUCAUGGCUGUUUUUUAAAAGCUGGAACUAAAAAUUUUAGAAACUGUGACAAUCCAUGGAUUCAAUUAGUUCAAAAUAUUCAAGUUUAAUACAACUUGCUUUGUUCCAAAUUUUAACAGAUGUGAGUGAAGUCUUAUAACACGAUUUUGGUAAAGCAUUUUGAAAACAACUUUCUUAGCUCUUGAGACCAGGCAGUUAAAUCCUGAUGUAUUCAUUUAGUAGUCAUCAGCCCCCCGCCCCCCC
Molecule: messenger RNA, 5421 nt
Organism: Acanthochromis polyacanthus (spiny chromis)
Lineage: Eukaryota; Metazoa; Chordata; Actinopteri; Pomacentridae
Gene: mamdc2a
Product: MAM domain containing 2a
Exons: 14
Coding region: 320-2365 (681 amino acids)
Cellular component (GO): membrane
Source: RefSeq, a predicted model, not a curated record